Molecule: messenger RNA, 319 nt
Organism: Ilex paraguariensis (yerba mate)
Lineage: Eukaryota; Viridiplantae; Streptophyta; Magnoliopsida; Aquifoliales; Aquifoliaceae
Source: the annotation of a GenBank genome assembly
UCGGAGAAAACGAGAGGCAUGGAGAUUGUGGACAGAAGAGAGGGCACUUGAAUUGAUCAAUACAUUAAUCGAGGACUCGAGCAUUUUACCUGAAAUAUUCAGAUGCAUCCAUGUGGGUCUCUUGUGUGUGCAACAACUUCCAGAGGAUCGACCGAACAUGUUAUCGGUGGUUCUAAUGUUGAGUGGCGAGAGCGUAUUGCCUCAGCUGAAACAACCAGGUUUCUUGAUAGAAGUACAAAAUAAAGCUCAUCCCUCAGCAAGCAACAAUGAAUCAUGUUCAGCCAAUGAAAUGACUGUUACGUUGUUGGAGGCUCGUUAG